Molecule: messenger RNA, 612 nt
Organism: Tinamus guttatus (white-throated tinamou)
Lineage: Eukaryota; Metazoa; Chordata; Aves; Tinamiformes; Tinamidae
Source: RefSeq, a predicted model, not a curated record
AAGGGAGAUCGAGGCAAACCUGGUCCUGUGGGCACAGCGGGUGCCCGGGGAGGAAAGGGCCUCCCCGGCUUCAAGGGCUACUCAGGGCCUGAAGGUGGCAAAGGAGCUGCGGGAGCGAAAGGAGAGCUGGGCCAGCAGGGUCCUCUUGGGUCACCAGGCGAGGCUGGAGCACCAGGGUUAAGUGGCACCAAGGGCCCGAUGGGUGUGAAAGGGAAGCCGGGCAAACCAGGGAAACCAGGACAAAAGGGGUCUCAAGGACGAGCUGGUCCUGGAGGGCAGAAAGGUCAUAAAGGAGAGAAGGGCGACACCGGGCGCGAAGGGGCAGAGGGGCUCCCUGGAGAACCUGGCAGAAGGGGCAAGCGAGGCAAGGCUGGCCACCGGCCACCAAGAGGCCCCUGGGGACUCAAGGGCUUCCCAGGUGAAGCGGGGCUGGAAGGGCCCCAGGGACCCCAAGGACCUUAUGGUGUUCCUGGGCUGAAAGGCUUGAAAGGAAAUGCCGGCCCCAAAGGGCAGAAGCCUUUCGGUGUCGCAAGCGGUGGUUUAAUCCCUACUCUCAGCAUCGCUAUUGACCCUGCAAAUGCAGACACCUUCUUGUGCUACUUCCUGCUGUGA